GUUCAUUUAAGAUGGCGUCAUUUCCGGGGACGGCUGCGCGGCGUGAUGGCUCCGCGCGGUUUAUGAAGAAAUUACAGUUUAUUUUUGUGUUUAGAUAGCGAACGUUAAUUGUUUAAACUGUAGGAUAUUGUUCAAGCAACUAGUGAUAUUGAAAUGGGCAAGCCAGAAUUUAAUGGCGGUCGUGGCGGCGGUGGCCGCGGUGGGUUCGGCGGCGGCAGAGGCCGAGGCGGCGGAGACAGAGGAGGCCGAGGUGGUCGCGGCGGUUUCGGAGGCCGAGGGGGCGGAGGCGGCGGCGGCAGGGGAGGCUUCGGAGGCCGAGGUGGCGGCCGUGGAGGAGGUCGUGGCCGUGGUGGUCCCGGCGGUGGCCGCGGGAGAGGAGGAGGCGGCUUCAAGGGAGGCAAACAAGUUAUUAUUGAACCCCACAGACAUCCCGGAGUAUUCAUUGCGAGAGGCAAAGAAGAUGCAUUGGUUACAAAGAAUUUAGUGCCUGGAUCAGAAGUAUAUGGAGAAAAGAGAAUAUCCGUUGAGAAUGAAGGAGAAAAGGUGGAAUACAGAGUAUGGAAUCCUUUCCGAUCAAAGUUAGCAGCGGCUAUCAUGGGUGGAGUGGAUGCUAUUCACAUGCCUCCCGGCUCCAGGGUGCUGUAUCUUGGAGCUGCCAGUGGAACCACCGUCAGUCAUGUUUCAGAUGUUGUCGGACCGGAAGGUCUAGUAUAUGCUGUGGAGUUCUCGCACAGAUCAGGCCGGGACCUUAUAAAUGUAGCCAAGAAGAGAACCAAUAUUAUCCCCAUUAUUGAAGAUGCUAGACAUCCACUUAAAUACAGAAUGUUGGUCGGUAUGGUUGACUGUAUAUUUGCCGACGUGGCCCAGCCUGAUCAGGCUAGGAUAGUCAGUUUGAACGCACAACACUUCUUGAAGAACGGAGGACACUUUGUUAUUUCUAUUAAGGCUUCCUGCAUAGAUUCGACAGCGCAGCCCGAGGCCGUAUUCGCAGCUGAAGUGAAGAAACUACAAGCUGACAAACUAAAACCCCAAGAACAGUUGACUUUGGAGCCCUACGAGAGAGACCACGCCGUCGUAGUCGGCAUAUUUAGGGCUCCCUCGAAAAAAGCAUAGAAAAUAAACUCUUUUAUAAGUUGACCUAAGUUUAAGUGUCUGAUUUUUAACAAGGCUUCAUAUUAUAACGUUUAAAUCAACAAUAAUUUCGGUAUUUGUAUAGAAUUGUCAUUAAAACAAGUAAAUGCUGCUAGAAGCCAAUAUACCUCAUUCCUGCACACAAUUUAAAGAAAUAUUUUUGUAUGAUAAGCUCUGAGUUAUCAAAGUAUUAGUUUGUAAGUUACAUACGAGUCGUGUAUGUUAUAGUUAAGUGUUGGAUGAAAUAUAUGAUGGUGCGAAUGACUAUA
Helicoverpa armigera (cotton bollworm) is the source of this 1400-nucleotide messenger RNA. RefSeq names its product rRNA 2'-O-methyltransferase fibrillarin (gene Fib). The record is from RefSeq and is a predicted model, not a curated record. Gene Ontology annotation, biological process: rRNA methylation; box C/D sno(s)RNA 3'-end processing. NCBI's taxonomy places the organism in Eukaryota, Metazoa, Arthropoda, Insecta, Lepidoptera, Noctuidae. The transcript has 8 exons. Gene Ontology annotation, cellular component: Cajal body; small-subunit processome; nucleolus. The coding region runs from base 154 to 1113 and encodes 319 amino acids. Gene Ontology annotation, molecular function: rRNA methyltransferase activity; RNA binding; histone H2AQ104 methyltransferase activity.